Messenger RNA from Budorcas taxicolor (takin), 1656 nucleotides. It is a transcript of the gene DNAAF3, whose product is annotated as dynein axonemal assembly factor 3. Gene Ontology annotation, biological process: axonemal dynein complex assembly; motile cilium assembly. Bases 1 to 1656 code for a protein of 551 amino acids. The transcript is spliced from 11 exons. The record is from RefSeq and is a predicted model, not a curated record. Lineage: Eukaryota; Metazoa; Chordata; Mammalia; Artiodactyla; Bovidae.
AUGAUUGAAAAGGGCGGGGACUAUGGGCAGCAGUUGAAGAGGACCCUUUGGACCUUAGCGCAGCCCCGAGCAGGGAGGGAGGGAGUGUCUCGGGUUAUUUGGAAGGAUAAAGGUCCUCCUGUGGAUCCAGAUUCGCAGGCCGAGAACCCCGAGCUAAAUGUCCUGCUGUUGGGUUCAGUGGAUGGGCGGCACUUGCUACGGACCUUGGCCCGGGCAGCUCUCUGGCCUCGAAGGAGGUUCCACUUUUAUGUGCUGGAGAAUAAUCUGGAAGCUGUAGCCCGACACAUACUGAUCUUCAGCCUAGCCCUGGAGGAUCCUGAGAAGAUGGGGCUGCAAGAGAGGAGCGAGACCUUCCUGGAGGUGUGGGGGAACGCGUUGCUGCGCCCCCCGGUGGCCGCCUUCGUGCGCGCCCAGGCCGGCCGCCUGGCUCACCUGGUGCCGGAGCCCGACCGCCUGGCGGAGCAGCUGCCCUGGCUCAGCCUGGGCUCCCUCAAGUUCCGCGAACGCGACGCCCUGGAGGCCGUGUUCCGUUUCUGGGCCGGAGGGGAGAAGGGGCCGGAGGCUUUCCCCAUGAGCCGCCUGUGGGACUCGAGGCUGCGCCAGUACCUGGGCUCCCGGUACGACGCGCGGCACGGCGUCAGCGACUGGGACCUGCAUAUGAAGCUUCACGACCGUGGGGCCCGAGUCAUCCAUACCCGCGAGUUCAGGCGCUGGAGGGACACGGGCGUUGCCUUUGAACUCAGAGACUCCAGCGCCUAUCAUGUGCCCAACCGGACCUUGGCGUCAGGUCGCCUCCUGAGCCACCGCGGGGAGCGCGUGGCAGCGCGCGGGUAUUGGGGGGACAUCGCCACGGGGCCCUUCGUGGCCUUCGGCAUCGAAGCGGACGACGAGACCCUCCUGAGGACCAGCAACGGGCAACCAGUCAAGACCGCAUGCGAGAUCACCGAGCACAACGUGGCGGAGCUCUUCCGAGAGAUGGCCGCCUGGGGGCACCCGAGAGCCGCCGAGGGGGACCCGGAGCAGGUGCAGGGCGGCGCGGAGGGAAGCCCGGAGCCCGCCCCUGCCCUGGAGCCCUUCACUGUCCACUUCCUGCCCCUUGAUUCUGCCCACACCCUCCACCACAAGAGCUGCUACAAGGGACAGUUCCAGCUCCUCUACGUGGCCUGUGGGAUGGUCCAUCUUCUCAGCCCAGAGCUGGGGGCCUGUGUGGCCCCCAGAGGACGCCUGAUUGUCGAAUUAGCCCAGUUCCUAGUGGACCUGCGGCAGGAGCAGCUGCAGGCAUUCUCCAGCCGGGUCAGGGAGCUAGCACAAGCGGCUGGAUUCGCCCCACAGUUGGGGGGCAAGCCCUCGGACACCUUCGCGCGCUUCUACAAGGCCGGGGACUCAGCUCCCGGCCACCACGAGGACCAGGCUGUGGAAUCUGGGACUCCGCCCCCUGAAGUCCUGGCCCCGCCCCUUGAGGCAACCGACUGGCCCUCUGAGCACCGGACCCAGCCCCUUGAACCGGAGACCCCACCCUCUGAACCCCUCAAACUGACCUCAGAGUCUCAGGCUUCACUCUUGGAGGCUUCAGUUCCGCCCACAGGGAGUCAGGACCCCAAAUCAGAGAAUCAGAAUGUUCCUCCAGAGACCAAGUCCCCCAUCCCCGACCUAUAA